UCUAGCCCCGAGGGACGAAAUGGAAUCGUUAUUCAAGAACUGUAGGCACUAGUCAAAUUUCGUUCUUAAACUUCAUACGAGCUCCGUACAUGAGCGACCGGAAUACAUUCGUAAGAGCUGCAGAUGAUCCACGUUUACUAAAAAGGACCAAAAAAAUUAAAAUUUGAUGCGCAUGCGCAUUGUGCUAAAAAUCGACGCUACACCUGAGAAGCUAGCGUGUAUGAAUGUGUGUGAAAGUUCGUAGAUGGAGUUAGUACACGUUAGGAAUGUACGAUUUCUUUACAAAGCGAUACUGAAGUUGCACAGAGGAUUACCAAAGGAACUGCAAAUUAUAGGAAAUGGUUAUGUCCGAGAUGAAUUCAAGAGACAUAAAAGCUGUACUCCACAUGAAACCGAAUUGUUUAUGUCCGAAUGGACGAAAUAUGCUGUCUCCCUUGCUGAACAGUUGAAGCUAAAAGGAGUUAAUAUGAAACAGUUCGGUGCGCAGUUGGAUGAGGACCGCAUCGAGCAGAUGAGAGAUGACCAGCUAUACCAGUUGUAUGAGCUAAUGGUUGCUGCGAAAGGAGAAAAUGCAAUUGAGCAUCAAUAAGUUGACUGCUUAGCAUUGAUAUGGUUGUGAUUAUAAAGAUUUGAACUGCUGAAGGUAUACCACAAAUAAUAUAAACCAACAGGUUUAGAGAUCCCCUCACAUCAGUGUUCAAUGUUAUGCUAACAUGAGUACAACUGUAGUGAAUACUUGAAAUGUUUGUUUUGAUCUAUCUGUUAUCUCAAAGGAGAUCAGAAUCCCUUUGCUAUGAAUAUUACAGGGAAGACAGGGCCUGUUCCAGCAAUUUUGACAUGGAAUAGUGUUUGCUGACAAAGAAAAGUGUGCCUUUGUUUUCAAAUUCCUAUAUAGUUGUUAUUUAUGCAAGCAUUGUUAUCUGCUUAAAAUAAUAAAUUUUAUGAAACAGUAAA
Schistocerca piceifrons (Central American locust) is the source of this 954-nucleotide messenger RNA. RefSeq names its product succinate dehydrogenase assembly factor 3, mitochondrial (gene Sdhaf3). The record is from RefSeq and is a predicted model, not a curated record. Gene Ontology annotation, cellular component: mitochondrial intermembrane space; mitochondrion. The transcript has 2 exons. Gene Ontology annotation, biological process: mitochondrial respiratory chain complex II assembly; succinate metabolic process. Bases 245 to 589 code for a protein of 114 amino acids. Lineage: Eukaryota; Metazoa; Arthropoda; Insecta; Orthoptera; Acrididae.